This is a messenger RNA of Aspergillus pseudotamarii, 1683 nucleotides long. Its product is annotated as fungal specific transcription factor domain-containing protein. Gene Ontology annotation, molecular function: DNA binding; zinc ion binding. NCBI's taxonomy places the organism in Eukaryota, Fungi, Ascomycota, Eurotiomycetes, Eurotiales, Aspergillaceae. Bases 401 to 1546 code for a protein of 381 amino acids. Gene Ontology annotation, biological process: DNA-templated transcription. The record is from RefSeq and is a predicted model, not a curated record. The transcript has a single exon.
AGUUCUUUACCGCAUUUAUGGAGUCUGUGCAUCCGGCAUUCAUGGUCAUCCGGAAGAGUAUCUUUACUGCGCAAUAUCGUCAAUUCUUUAGCCAACCUUCGAAUCCACCGCGGAGAUGGCUUGCCAUUUUGAAUAUGAUAUUCGCUAUUGGUUGUCGAUAUCAACAUCUCGUGGACCCCGCAGGGGAUGAGGACUUGGACGAUGUACUGUACCUGAACCGCGCUAGAAAGUUGGCAUUGAGCGGAAAUGUGCUUUUUGAACAUGCAGACUUACAGCAAAUCCAAGUGGAGUUUCUAGUGGCUUUAUACUUGCUGUCAAUGGGUCAAAUUAAUAGGUAGGUAGGAAGCCGACCUGCGAAGAAGCGCAUAUUAACAAUUCUAGGUCUUUUAAAUUCUCAAGUAUGGCACUUCGAUCAGCUUUAUCACUUGGGAUUAACCUUCGCUUGGUGGAUGGUCGGACACACUACACGUCGAAAGAAGCACGAAGCCGCCUAUGGUGGUCUAUCUAUCUUCUUGAGCAUCAGCUUACGUCCGUCACGGGCCGAGUCUCUUGCGUCAGUGAGAACCUGAGCUCCACGCCACUCCCAGUGCCAUUUGAGGAGGACGCUUUCGGUAAACCGGAGGUUCUUUCUCUUUUCCAGGAUUCAUCCAUGCGUGAAAGCCACCUAAAGCUGACCCUACUCCAAACGGAAGAGGAGGCUCGAUCCAGCGCCGAAUGGUUAUUGACUUGCGAGCCCACCCCAUCUCUGUUUUUCUAUUGCCUGGUGGACCUCACGAGCAUAACUCAAGCUGUGAUGAACAAAGUCUACAGCAUCCAAGCUUUACGCGAGCCCAGUGGCAGGAUUCACCGCCGCAUACGAAAAUACGACAAGACCCUGGAGACCUGGCUGUCCAAGCUUCCCCAGGCUUUUCGAUUCACUAAGUCACAUAGCGAACAAUUUCACGCACCAGCAGUUGAUGAUCCCUUCCAGCGAGAGCGAAUAUGCCUUGCCUUCAACUUUUACAGCGCCAAGAUUACACUCUGCAGGCCGUGCGUCACUCAUGCCAAUCUGAAAGGAAGCUCGUCCCAGUCAGCAAAGACCUCACAUUCCGACCUCCGCAACGAGAUGGCCCUCAGCUGUCUGCGCUCCGCCUGUUCCCUGACCUCCAUCCUCCCCGAGAAACCUGAUAUUUAUUGGUUGGCACGCGUGUCUCCAUGGUGGACGUUCCUCCAUUACUUAAUGCAAGCCAACACCGCUCUACUCCUCGGACUCUCCUGCUGGUCUAUUACCGAGUUGCCCAAGAAAUCCAAGCAUAUUAGCCCAGCGGCCCCACCUGUCAACCCACAAACCAUGCUUGAAGCAUGUAAAAAAGUCAUCCGCUGGCUUCACACCAUGAGCUACACCAAUACUGCUGCACGACGUGCCUUUCUCUUCUGCGAUAGCUUUAUCCGUCGCAUCGCACCGAGUUUGGGCCUGGAUCUUACCGGUCUCCCAGAUGGGGCGUCCUUGCCUUCCAAUAACAACUCUAUCUGGAUGGUGACAGAUGGACCGGAAGAUAUCUGUUAAGCUUUAUGCUCAGUAAGUGAGUUAUUUGGAUGUUGGAGUUGAAUGUUGGCAAAUGGACCCGCAUUAUUUUAUUUUCAUUUUUAGUUAUAUUUCUUCUUUUGGCACGUGCCCAUGACAUUAUGAAACCUGUUCAACUA